AGCGCCCCUGCGCAGGCGCGGUCCCGCGGCGCAGCGCGCAGGCGCGGAGUGCCCGCAUGCCGCGGGGCCGGAGCUGCGGACGUACCUGCCGCACAGAAACAAGAGGACAUCAGUCUUCCCCAUCCUGGAGCCUGUAAAACCGGGUUUGGCACCAGUGUAUCAGUCUAUGGUGACAACUAAAAAAGAAUCACUCGUUUGCUGCUCUGAGGAUUAGUUGGCUCCACUGACACCACCAUGGAUGAACUGCAGGAUGUUCAGUUAACAGAGAUCAAACCACUCCUGAACGAUAAGAAUGCGGCUCGCAACUUCCAGGACUUCGACUGUCAGGAACAUGACAUUGAGACAGCUUUCGGAGUGGUCCAUGUCACCAUGCGGGGCAUGCCCAAGGGGAACAGACCUGUCAUCCUCACGUACCAUGACAUCGGCCUCAACCACAAAUCCUGUUUUAACGCAUUCUUUAACUUUGAAGACAUGCAAGAGAUCACUCAGCAUUUUGCUGUGUGCCAUGUGGAUGCACCAGGCCAGCAGGAAGGAGCCCCACCAUUCCCAUCUGGGUACCAGUAUCCCAGCAUGGAUGAACUGGCUGAAAUGCUGCCUGCUGUUCUGACACACCUGAACCUGAAAAGCUUCAUUGGGAUUGGACUGGGAGCUGGUGCUUACGUCCUCAGCAGGUGUGCACUCAGCCACCCCGACCUGGUGGAGGGACUCAUUCUUAUAAACGUUGAUCCAUGUGCAAAGGGCUGGAUUGACUGGGCAGCAUCCAAGUUUUCAGGCUGGACAACCAACAUAGUGGAUAUUGUCUUGGCGCAUCAUUUUGGCCAUGAGGAACUGCAGGCAAAUCUAGAUUUGAUCCAAACAUACAGGCUUCAUAUCGCGCAGGACAUUAACCAAGAUAACCUUCAGCUGUUCCUCACCUCAUACAACAGUCGUAGAGACCUGGAAAUCGAGAGACCAGUUCUUGGCAUCAACGAAAAUACUGCAAAAACACUCAAGUGCCCUGCCUUGCUAGUGGUUGGUGACAGCUCACCUGCAGUGGAUGCAGUGGUUGAAUGCAAUUCACGUCUUGACCCAACCAAAACUACCUUUCUGAAGAUGGCUGACUGUGGGGGCCUGCCCCAGGUGGUUCAGCCUGGCAAGCUGACUGAAGCCUUCAAGUACUUUGUGCAGGGAAUGGGCUACAUGCCAGCAGCCAGCAUGACCAGGCUGAUACGCUCCCGUACCCACUCCUCCUCUAGCCUGGGCUCUGGCGAUAGCAUCCGCAGCCGGUCUCACGCUAGCAACCAUGGUGAAGACAGUGCUGGAACUCCAGAAGGAAUUGACCUCCAGGAGGCACCUCAAACCAUGGAAGUAUCCUGUUAGGCAGGAUCCUCUUCUGGAUUCAGACAACUCCACUCUCCCCCACUGAACCCACUCAGAAUCUAGCAUUUCACCAACAUGGCAUUAACUGUUCUCUCUAACUUGUGCAUGCCCAUCUGAGCUGCCGCCUCCUUGGUAGUCUGUACUUGGCAUUACUUUGGUCCUUUCUGUAUGCCCUUGGCAUCAGAGCCUCUUUAAAACUCGUUAACAUUCCGCUGUCUUAGUAAGUCCCGUUACUGUACAUGCUGGUCCCAUCUCCUGUCUGUGCUGUGUAUCAAUCCAGAUGACAGCCGUUGUCUUCCCCAUUCAUUUAAGUAUAAUUUCUGUGGCUUUGUGAGGUUUAGAAUUGCUUUCUAGUUGUGCUUCUGCUAAAGGACCCUUGUGGUGCAGUUGAUAUGGCAUCUGUGGGACAUGGGAAAGCAAGACCAUGAUGAUGUGGAACUCCAGGCACUGCAGCAGGUGAACCUCUUCGGCAGAGCUGUGCCUGGAGUGUAGAACCCAUCAGAGGUCUCUGUGUUCCCAGGACUCUCGGCAUGCCAGGCAGCCAUGGGGAAAACAAAGGUCAGAAAUACUGUCUUGGUCUCAUCUCUGUAUGUGUGUUAGGAAGGAGCAGAGUUGAUUUCUCACCUGAGCCUCCUGAAAGGGCAAAGCAAUUAACAAGUAAACUUACACUAACCGAGGUGCACUAUUAACCGAGUACAAGGGAUUACGCUGCAGCAGCCCUGGCUCCAGAUUGCCUCUGCUUGACCCUCCAGGGGCCAGAUGCAGUUAGCACCAUCUCGCUAUUCUGCCCUGGCAUCUUCAACAUCAAGUAGGUUGUGAAAUGGGCAGCAGUGCCCCUUGCCAGAUCCAGGAAUCUCCUGCACUGCCAGCUCUGCUUCCCACCGCUGCCAGCCCGGGCAGGCUGUCUGCACAGGGUGUUAGCUGAGGCUCCCGUGAUACCUGGGAUGUAAAUGGUGACCAUCAGACGCACAUUUGUGUGAGUCAGGUCAGAGGGUGAGCAGGGAACACCUCUGUGCAGGUGCUGUUCACUGUCCUGGUGGAAUUCACAAUUCUGCUGCCUUUCUACAUCUGGCUGGGUCAUAAAGAGCAGGAGGCAAAUGCCUGCUGCGUGCCAGGGUCUCGCUGUUAAUGGGAGAAAAGGGAAGAGUGGUCAGGCUACUACAGGGCUCAAUAGAUGAGCAAAACACCCUUUCUUGACUGUUGAGCAGGCCUGACCCACUGGGAGCCAGCUCCUCCGAGGGUCAUGCUCAUGUUCUGCUCCAUUUCAGGUAGGGAAUGGGACUGGGAGGCUCUGCCUGAGGGGGACUUUGUACCAGUUAUUAAAUAAAGCUAUAACUGAGUUUCAUUGUUA
Strigops habroptila (Kakapo) is the source of this 2710-nucleotide messenger RNA. RefSeq names its product NDRG family member 3 (gene NDRG3). Gene Ontology annotation, biological process: signal transduction. NCBI's taxonomy places the organism in Eukaryota, Metazoa, Chordata, Aves, Psittaciformes, Psittacidae. The record is from RefSeq and is a predicted model, not a curated record. Gene Ontology annotation, cellular component: cytoplasm. Bases 235 to 1359 code for a protein of 374 amino acids. The transcript is spliced from 17 exons.